UUCAUGUGGACUUCCUGUUUCCUUGUAUUACUCAAGCAGACCCAGGUCAGGAUUGGAAAUGCAUCAAACUCCAGACUAAGACAGGAGCUGGGAAUUAUCUCCCCCCAGUGGAUUUCAGGGUGUAAAGCUGUGCCUCUGACCCCGGAAGUCCUUCCUUGGUUACGGUUGGCUGUGAUAGGAGCUCGCGCGACGCACGGGACUCCGCCUGGCUGUCACGCGGCCGGUUCCGCUGCGCUCGUUCUUGUUUAAAACGCUGCGGAAUCCGAAGCGGCCCGAGCAGCGGAUUCUCUCACCUUCAGGUGCAAGAAAACAGGAAUGAGUCGGUGCCAAGAAGCAGAUGAGGAGGUGACUGGGCUGGUGUGUCAAGUGGACGACCUCAAAGAUGGACAGAUGAAAGAGGUGACUGUGGAGGAUCAGAAGGUGCUGUUGGUCCGUACACAGGGUCAGUACAGCGCUGUUGGAAGUCAGUGCUCUCAUUACAACGCACCUCUGGUUAAAGGAGCACUAGUCGGUGACAGAGUGAGGUGUCCUUUUCAUGGAGCUUGCUUCAAUGUGAAAACUGGAGAUAUUGAAGAGUAUCCAGGUCUGGACUCUCUGCCCAGCUACAAGGUCAAAGUUGAGGAUGGCAAGGUGUAUGUUUCCAUCAACAGAAAAUCUCUGCAGUCGACCAAGCGAGUGAAGGAGAUGUGUAAGAUGGAACCAGGCGUCAAACACACUAUUGUGCUCGUAGGAGGAGGCCCCGCUUCUCUGGUUUGUGCUGAGAUGCUGCGACAAAAUUGCUACCAGGGUCAGAUUAUUAUUAUCACCAAAGACACCCUGGCUCCGUUUGACAAGCCCAAACUGAGCAAGGCUCUGAAUGUGGACAGCAGCAGCAUCCUCCUCCGCUCCAGUGACUUCUAUCAACAGUAUGGGAUAGAAGUGCGGACGCAGAAAGAGGUGAUGUCAGUAAACCCGACUGAUAAGACGGUGAAGAUGAACGACGGCGCUGUGCAGCGGUAUGACCAGCUCCUUAUCUCCACGGGCUGCAGAGCUCGGCCUCUCAGCUGUCCUGGAUCAGACCUGAAGGGAGUGAAGUUGCUGCAGAGUUACGAAGACGCCAAAGAGAUCCACAGCUCCUGCCUCGGCAAGAAAGUUGCCGUUAUUGGAGCGUCCUUCAUAGGUAUGGAGGUGGCCUCCUACUUAUCGGACAAAGCCGCCAGUGUGGCUGUGGUUGGUAACUCCAGCUACCCUUAUGAGCGCUCUCUGGGGCCGGAGAUUGGCAACAUGUGCAUGCAAAUGCUGGAAGAACAAAAUGUGAAGUUCUACAUGAAGGAUGGAGUCACUGAGAUCAGAGGGGAGAACGGCAAGGUGAAGGGCGCAGUGCUGAAGAGUGGCACAGUCCUGGAAGUUGAUGUGGUGAUUGCUGGAAUUGGUGUAAUCCCCAAUUCAGACCUGUUGUCAGGAAGUGAGGUUGAAGUGGAUUCAAAGAAAGCUGUGAUUGUUGAUAAGUUCAUGAGGACCAAUAUACCAGAUAUUUUUAGUGCUGGAGACAUCACCUCCUUCCCUCUGACCAUCCGCGGUGACCAGAGGGUCAACAUUGGUCACUGGCAAAUGUCACAAGCUCAAGGAAGAGUAGCAGCCCUCAACAUGCUGAAGAAACCAACCAGAUUUGAAUCUGUGCCUUUCUUCUGGACCGUGCUGCUUGGGAAGAGUAUCCGAUACGCAGGCUAUGGGGACGGAUACACCGAGAUCAUUUUCAAAGGCAAAGUGGAAGAAAGGAAAUUUCUGGCCUUCUACAUAAAGGAUGAGGUGGUCGUGGCUGCGGCCAGCAUGAUGUUUGAUCCCGCUGUGGCUCGCCUGGCUGAGCUGAUGGCAGCUGGCCAGAUCAUAACAAAGGCACAGGCUCAAGCUGAUGACUUGAGCUGGCUGCAGAUGUAACCGGGUUCCCGCUGUAUCCAGGAGCGACGCCUCUCACCGAGGAAGGAGGUCGCCUCUCUCUUCGUUGUUUUCUCUCCCUCUUUAUCUAAUAGUGCCAAACUCAAUUGCACAAUUUACUGCCGCAGGUCUGCUGCGAGCCAGUCAGACUGGUCCUUUGGUGUUGAUUAAGUGUUACCAUAGUAUUUGCUUUUGUGCGCGCUACAUAACCUGAUCCCCCACAAAGAGGAUUGUUGACAUGUGACUUCUGUUACAUAUCAGAAGUAGAUAUCACCACUAAAAGUGUGAUAGACACUUAAAGUUUAAAGACUUGAAAACAAUUUAAAUGUUAGUAAAAUAUAUAUAUAUUUUACAUGCUACUUUAUCUUUUUUAAUUUCAAAACUCAUGCAUCUUUCCACAUUAUAAUUAUGAGUAAGAUAUUUUAAAAACUAAACUAUAACGCACACCAAAUACAGUGAUAAACAUUUAUUUUCUUUUGUUCCAUUUGUACUGUAAUGUCUAAAUGCCUUUGUCCGUUCAUAUUUACAGCAGGGCUAUAACUUAUUAUUUACUCUUUACAGAGUGACACUGUGUCAUUUUAAAACAUCUCAUAGCUACUUACAAUAGGUCUAGACGCUUUGUGAUGUUAUACUCAGGUAUAAAACUUGUCUAUUGGGAAUUUCAACACAUUUACAUUUAUAUUUUAUCAUAUUUGAGGUUGUCAUCCUGUGUUUCUGUUACACUCCCUUCAAUAAACCAUUCCUUGUGUGCAGAGA
This is a messenger RNA of Mugil cephalus (flathead mullet), 2670 nucleotides long. It is a transcript of the gene aifm4, whose product is annotated as apoptosis inducing factor mitochondria associated 4. NCBI's taxonomy places the organism in Eukaryota, Metazoa, Chordata, Actinopteri, Mugiliformes, Mugilidae. The transcript has 20 exons. Gene Ontology annotation, molecular function: flavin adenine dinucleotide binding; 2 iron, 2 sulfur cluster binding; oxidoreductase activity, acting on NAD(P)H. The coding region runs from base 316 to 1917 and encodes 533 amino acids. Gene Ontology annotation, cellular component: cytoplasm. The record is from RefSeq and is a predicted model, not a curated record.